AAUAGCUAGCCAUUUAGUUUUUGUCGCCAACGCGUUACAUUAUCUCAGAGUGAGAAGCAGAAGCAAGCCCAGUCACUCGGCGAGAGAGUGAGAGAGAGAGAGAGAGAGAGAUGGGUUUCACAGAGAAACAAGAAGUUUUGGUGAAAGAAUCCUGGGAGGUUUUGAAGCAAAAUAUUCCCGAGAACAGCCUCCGUUUCUUCACCCUAAUCCUAGAGAUCGCACCGGCUGUCAAGAACAUGUUCUCCUUUCUGAAAGACUCGGAUGAAAUACCACAAAAUAAUCCUAAGCUCAAAGCCCACGCUGUAAAGGUCUUCAAGAUGUCAGCAAUUCAACUGAGGGAGAAAGGAGAGGUGGUGGUGUCUGAUACAACUUUGAAGUAUUUGGGUUCCGUCCAUAUCGAGAAAGGGGUCAUCGAUCCUCAUUUCCAGGUGGUGAAAGAAGCGCUAAUGAGAACAGUGAAAGAGGCAGUAGGAGAGAAAUGGAGUGAUGAAAUGGACGGUGCGUGGGGGGAAGCCUACGAUCAGUUGGCUGCAGCCAUCAAGACUCAGAUGAAACAAGAAUUAGAAGCUGCUCGCAAAUCUAGUUCAGAUUAUUAAACUAAUAUCAUGUACUUUGCUCCUGUCUUAAUUAUAGAUAAUUACCAGCUGCUGCUUCUUGUGUUUGUCCCUCAAUUUUCUUUUUGCAAGUUAUUUAUAUAUAAGGACAUUCGGACUA
Molecule: messenger RNA, 714 nt
Organism: Juglans microcarpa x Juglans regia
Lineage: Eukaryota; Viridiplantae; Streptophyta; Magnoliopsida; Fagales; Juglandaceae
Product: non-symbiotic hemoglobin 2
Exons: 4
Coding region: 111-596 (161 amino acids)
Molecular function (GO): heme binding; oxygen binding
Source: RefSeq, a predicted model, not a curated record